Messenger RNA from Lactuca saligna, 456 nucleotides. The record is from the annotation of a GenBank genome assembly. NCBI's taxonomy places the organism in Eukaryota, Viridiplantae, Streptophyta, Magnoliopsida, Asterales, Asteraceae.
AUGCUUCUGAUUCUAUCACCAUUUCAUUACGGAAGCUGUUCAUUGAUGAACCAGAAGAAUCUUCUUCGUGUUCAUCAUCAGAAGCCGACGAAUUGGAAGCUCUACCUUCUGGAAUUUUCUGUGUGUGGAGGCCUAAGACGGAAAGUGGAUCAUUACCUGUUAUGCGGGUGGAGUAGUUCUACCGGGUCUCUAUGUUCUUCGAAGAGAAAAACACGAGGGAGCGAUAGAUACCAGUGGAGGCAACUGUUGGAGCUUCCUUCGACCGCCAUUCCCUCGCCGCCCACUGCUACUUCCUUCGGCCGCCAUUCCCUCAGGCCCCCUUGCGAUCGAUUAACAUGUCCCGGAAAUCCCCCUUCUGGCCUCGCAUCUCACCACUGCACCAAUUGGAAACGUAGUCCCUUUCUCUUCCCUUCCUCUUCAGCAUCGAUGACCACCGACGAUGCUCCCUUUGCCUGA